AUGUCUGACCUCAGGAUUCUUUUCCAAAGAACUCUGGUAGCUUUGUUGUGCUUGCUCCUGUCCUUUCCGCCACCAGCCACAGCCUCUCCCCUCUAUGCACCAGCUUUGAACGGGAGCUGUGUCGCGUACGAGAGGAUCGCGCUUCUCUCCAUCAAGGAGAGCCUCUGGGAGCCCAGCAUCAACCUCUCGUCAUGGCAAGGUGAAGAAUGCUGCAACUGGAAAGGUGUCAGGUGCAGCUACAAAACCGGCCACGUCGUCAAGCUCACUCUUCGUGGAAGUGCUCAAGACUGCCUCAGAUACUCUACGUAUAGAGGUGCGAUAAGCCACUCCUUGGUUACUUUGCAGCAACUAAGGUAUCUAGACUUGAGCUGCAAUAACUUCAACUGGACUGAGAUACCGGAGUUCAUUGGUUCUUUCCCAAGCCUGAGAUAUCUCAACCUUUCAUAUAGCUUGUUCUAUGGGAGAGUACCCCCGCAGAUUGGGAAUCUCUCCAAGCUUGCCUACCUGGAUCUCAAACCCCCUAGCUAUAACCUAUUGUACUCAAGUGAUCUUCAGUGGCUCUCACACAUGCCAUCACUGAAGCACCUCGACUUGAGCUAUAUGAACCUUACCAGUGUAGUAGACUGGGUCCAUAGAAUUAACAUGCUUCCGAAUCUUAGCAAGCUUUACCUACAGCAAACUGGCCUAAGAAGCACAAUUUCUGUCCUUGGCCAAUCCAAUCUUACAGCACUCGAGGUGCUUCACAUCUCAUGGAAUAACUUUAACACCACCAUUGCUCCCAAUUGGUUUUGGAACUCAACGUCCCUCACUUCUCUGAACUUGGAAGCUUGUCGCUUUUAUGGCCCUAUUCCGGAAUACAUUGGCAGCAUGGCUUCUCUUGAAGAAGUUAAUUUCGGGGGAAAUAAUCUCAUGUCCACCAUGAUACCAUCAAAUUUCAAAAAUCUAUGCAACCUGAAGAUACUAGAUCUGUCAGCCAGCCACACCUUAGGGGAUAUCUCAGAGUUGAUGGGGCGGUUACCAAACUGUACUUCGAACAAGAUGCAAGUGUUGGACUUGGGUGAAAAUAUGUUAGGUGGGGCCAUGCCCAGUAGUCCAGGACCCCUUCAAAACCUCACCUGCUUGGCCCUGCCUCACAAUAAGCUUACAGGACCUAUUCCGAAAUGGAUAUGGUCACUCACCGAAUUGCUUGUUUUGGAUUUAGAAGUCAACCAACUAAAUGGUGUGGUCACUGAAGAUCACCUAAAAAGCCUCAGAAAUUUGAAGAUCUUAAUUUUGGGCAAGACACUUCUUCAGAUCAAGGUCAGUCCGAAUUGGAUUCCUCCAUUCAAUCUGCAAGUGCUUCUCUUAGAGGGUUUGAACCUAGGGCCGGAAUUCCCGUCAUGGAUUAGAUCACAGGCAGACCUUCAGAUCCUUAUGAUUGCAAAUGCAAGCAUAACUACAGUCCCAGAUUGGUUUUGGGAAGCAUUUUCAAGGGCAGAAGUGGUGGAUCUGUCCAAAAAUCAGAUAACUGGCACACUACCAGCAACAAUGGAAUUUAUGGCAGCAGAAAUAAUGGAUCUCUCCAAUAACAGAUUUACCGGUGCAGUUCCAAAAUUUCCAAGAAAUAUUAAAGGCAUGUACUUAUCCGUGAACUCUUUAUCAGGGACAUUGCCAUCAGAUUUUAGAGCCCCAUUGUUGCAGUAUCUUAGUAUUUAUAACAAUUCAAUAUCAGGCCCCAUUCCAUCUUCAUUAUGCUCAUUGACACAAUUGACUCUGCUAGACCUAUCAGGGAACAAGCUGACAGGAGAAGUUCCAAGUUGCGAAGAGGAUUCUAACCCACCCACGCAUAAUCUUAAUGUGGUAAAUUUGCAUACCAACAACCUCUCAGGGGAGUUCCCAAGAGUCUUUCGAAGGUGCCCCAAUCUUGUUUUACUUGAUCUUUCAUAUAACAAAUUGUCUGGAGACCUACCUGUCUGGAUGGGGGAAAAUUUACCGUACUUAGCAUUGUUACGUCUGCGGUACAAUAUGUUUACUGGCCAAAUUCCUGUUGAAAUCGGAAAGAUUAGAGAGCUACAGUUUUUAGAUCUUGCACACAACAACUUCUCAGGAAGUGUGCCAGACUCAUUAGUUAACUUGAGUGCAAUGGCCCACACUUCUGGGGAUAGUGAUGUUCUUUAUACUGUCAUUAGUAAUAGACAAGUGUUUCAUGUGUACAACUCAUAUGAUGGCUAUAUUUCCUUUGGGGAAACAUUAUCUGUUCUUACAAAAGGGCAAGAACUUGUAUUUUUAUCUCAAAUCCCAUACAUGGUGGUUCUUGAUUUGUCGUGCAACAAUUUCACUGGAGCGAUCCCUCAAGAUAUUGGUGCUCUAAUUGGAUUAAGAAGUCUGAACUUUUCAUGGAACAACUUAAGUGGUGCAAUCCCUGAGAAAAUUGGCCAGCUCAAGCAAUUGGAAUCUCUUGACCUGUCAAACAAUGAGCUUUUUGGCGAAAUCCCUUCAAGCAUGACAGACCUUACCUCUUUGAGCCAUAUGAACCUGUCAUACAACAAUCUUUCUGGAAAGAUACCAACGGGAAAUCAAUUCCAGACUUUUGAUGCAUCUGACUACAUUGGAAACAUUGGAUUAUGUGGUUACCCCUUGAUGAACAACUGUACAGGAAAUAGUUCAAGUGGACCUACAGAUGCAGAUCAUGGAGAUGGAUCCGAUGAUAUAUCCCUUUACCUUGGUUUGGCUGUUGGGUAUAUCCUUGGCCUUUGGGUGGUCUUCUGUGCGAUGUUGUUUAAAAAAAGAUGGAGAACUGCUUAUUUCAUAUUUGUGGAAGGGCUGCAGGACAAGAUUUAUGUGGCAGUGGUACUGAGAUGGGCCAAUUUCAAGAGGAAAGUCCGUGAAACUUAA
Messenger RNA from Triticum turgidum subsp. durum (durum wheat), 2874 nucleotides. The record is from the annotation of a GenBank genome assembly. NCBI's taxonomy places the organism in Eukaryota, Viridiplantae, Streptophyta, Magnoliopsida, Poales, Poaceae.